AUGCAUCCCUACCGAACAGACAUUGGCAUACUGCAGGUGGACAUACAUGCGCCAUGGGGUGGCGUGGUCCCCAAGCUGGCCCAGGAGGCGCAUGAGGCUGCCAUGGACUCCACGGUAGAGCAAGCACUGCAGCAGGCUGGCGUGCGCCCUUCAGACCUUGAAGCCGUGGCAGUCACUGUCGGACCCGGCCUCUCCCUCUGCCUCAAGGUGGGUGUGCAGAAGGCGCGGCAGCUGGCGGCAGAGCACGGCCUCAAGUACGUGGCGGUGCACCACAUGGAGGCGCAUGCGCUGGUGGCCAGGGCAAGUGCACCAGUGGCGUUCCCUUUUCUGUGCCUCUUAGUCAGCGGCGGCCACAACCUGCUGGUGAUCGCGCACGGCGUCGGCCGCUACUCCCUCCUCGGCUCCACCCUAGACGACGCUGUCGGCGAGGCGUAUGACAAGGUGGCGAGGCUGCUGGGACUGGAGCUGCGGCCGAGCGGGGGGGCAGCGGUGGAGACGCUGGCGGCAGAGGGGGACGACCAGCGCUUCAAGUUCUCGAUGCCGCUGCGCAUGCGCCCCAACUGCAACUUCUCCUACGCCGGCCUCAAGACUGCCGUGAGGCUCGCCAUCGAGGCUGAGGCUCCUGGGCCCGCCACAGAUGCAAACCGGCAGGUGCGCGCGGACAUUGCAGCCUCGUUCCAGAGGGUGGCGCUGACGCAUCUGGAGGAGCGCACAAGGCGGGCAGCUGCUUGGGCGCUGGAAGCUGAGCCGAGCAUUUGUCACAUAGUAGUCGCCGGCGGAGUGGCUGCCAACAAGCUGCUACGCUCCAAGCUGCAGGGGGUUGCCAAAGGGAUUGGGUUGGAGUUGGUUUCGCCACCGCCGCAGCUGUGCACGGACAACGGUGUGAUGGUGGCAUGGGCCGGCGCAGAGAGGCUGGCUCUGGGGCUGUGGGAGCACCUGCCGGCAUCAGCCGCAGACGAUGCGUGGGUGGAUGUGCGGCCACGCUGGCCCCUAACGGACCAGAGGGAUUCGCGAAGCUUGUCAGAGCCGCGGAGCGAAAGGAAGAAGGGGAUACACACUAGCCUUACAGCAUUGACAGAGGCAACUCUUUGUAUACACAGUGCAGAGCAGUGAUGCUCUUGACGCCAGGCAGGACUAAUAGAUUCUAGAGUAGGAAAUUUCUUACAAUACUGUUGCAAGAAAUUCUAGUACGUAUCAGACUGUCUCUGAUGCUACCUGGGACCUGAGAACGCUUGACACGAUCCAAGCCAUGCCAUGUGCAGUGUCAGCGGACCCGCAAUUCUCUCUAGCUACAGGGGCAGGAUUGAUCGUUGAACACUGGCAUGUGAAUAGAUUUCCUUCAAAUCCUUUACGUACUGACACGUCAGACACUAAGAAUCUGCAUCCUCUGCUGGCAGCCACCGUUUCAGCUUUGCAUGCAUCUUGUCAUACACUUCUGGAGUAAUGAAGACCUUUCGAAUGCAUGGCAUGCCCCUUGCUGCUCCUUUUUUCUGCUUGAGGAUGGCUUGCAGUGCCUGGAUGUCAUUUUCACAGAUGUUGCAACGCUGCUGGUGCAGCUGGAGCACAGUGCGCAGCUCGAGGAUGCCACACACUUCUUUUGACAUUCCCUCUGACGUCCUCUGACGUGGCCACGGUCCAUUCCCAGUGUCUAUGCCUGCCCUCAGGAUCUCCAAAGAGUUGGCCUCCAUCUGCUGCCUCAGAUGCUUUCCCAGGAAGCUUGUCUGUAGGCGGAGCUGUCUGUGGUGCUUCUUCUUCCCCUUCAGCAGAUCCCUGAGACUCUCACCCUGGACAUGCAUUACCUGGCGCGGCACUCCCUCACCAGACAGCACCAGAAAGUCCAGAUACACAUCGGUUGUCCACUUGUUGUUUGGCUUCUCCUUGCAGAUGGCCCCGUCCCAGACAACCUUUGGCUCAAGAUUCCCAAAAAGGCACCAAUUAAAGCACUUGUCCAGCCAGUCCUGCCGCAAUUUCGGAUCAUCUUUCCUGCUGAAAACCGUGCCACCAUCGUCAGGAAAUACCUGCUUGUAUACCAUGCUUGCCGAUUCAGAGUUUUAAGCUGCAAAACACGCUAUCUGUCGGAUCCUCGGGUCUUUACGUCCAGAAAGACAGUACGAAGUGCUGCCAAUCUUAAGGACCUGCUCGUUGUGAAACGGGUGAUGAUGCGGCACAUCAGCAGAUCACGCCAUGUUGAAUCUCAUACUUCAAGUGCCUGGAACUAC
This is a messenger RNA of Coccomyxa subellipsoidea C-169, 2219 nucleotides long. RefSeq names its product peptidase M22, glycoprotease. The record is from RefSeq and is a predicted model, not a curated record. Lineage: Eukaryota; Viridiplantae; Chlorophyta; Trebouxiophyceae; Coccomyxaceae. Gene Ontology annotation, cellular component: mitochondrion. Gene Ontology annotation, biological process: tRNA threonylcarbamoyladenosine modification. The transcript has 11 exons. Bases 1 to 1113 code for a protein of 370 amino acids.